UGCAAACAGCAACAAGGAGAAAAUCAGUCCCAAUGUAGAAAAAAGCAUUUACUAUUGGCCUUGGAGGAGGUUUUACCAAGGAUUUAUGUAUCUUGUGUAGACCUGAUAUAUUAGGAAUCUUAGGAAAAUCUACCAAAAAGUAGUUGUAUAAAUCCUUAGAAAUAAUGAUAGUCUGUAAUCUGUAAUAAAUGAAACAAACCAUUCUUCACAUUGACAAUCUCACUUUUUUCAUGUUCACAAAAGUAGUUUCAUCUAACCAACAUAUUCAUAGUUUCCACAUAUGUAGAAUAGUCUAGCACCAGUACUGCGCCUCCUUCGUCUGCAGAUUUUAUAACAAUUUCCACAGCAUGAUUUUAAAUUUAUGGUUUGGGAUAUUUAUACUCCUGUACCUAGAGGUGGUGAUAUAAAGAAUGCCACAGAAGUUAGAGACUCGCUGGAUAUCAGACUGAUUUUAUAUUUUGGUAUUGAUCUGAUGAAGGAGGCAUCUCAAAGCGUUUAUCUGUUUAUUGUCUGUUAAAUAUAUGUGCUUUGCCGUGGUUGUCCCAUUGUUGUUUCUCAUGUAUUUUAACCUGCAUGGGUAUUCUCGUCAGACUAUUUUGCAUGCAUAUUCUUGUUUUUGUUUCCAUAAUGAGUCAUCCCUUUUUUGUUUUCACCUAAUGAGUGGAUAAAGUUUUAAUCAUGUGAGACUGCUGGUUGAUUUGGACCUUCUGUGGCCACAGCAUGUGCACUGGACCUUCUGUGGCCACAGCCUGUGUAGCAGAAUUGGUGUGUGCAUCACGCUGAAGAGUUGGUUAUUUAACUUUCACUGAAAAAAGUGGUGGCAUGUAGUUUGCCUUCUGUGCUGUGAACAUGAAGCCAUGGUACCUAAAGAAAACCAGAAUAGGAGCCAACCAUGUAUCCUCAGUAACAUACAAAGUAUGUUUGUGCAUGUGUUUUAUCCUGUGUAAGAUGCAGGUAAAAUAGAUAGAUGCAUACAGUACAGGACCAAACCAGGUAAAGUCAGUGUUGUAAAUACAAGUAGCCAGUCGGAAGUUUUAUAUGUCUAGGAAUGUGCAACAUUUCAGGAGUACCUUAUGUACAUCAGUCUUCAGUUAGUUUGGAUUGUUCAUAGUGACACACUGUUAAGAAAUGCUUGGGCACAUGUAUUUAGAAAGGAUACUGGAGCAGAUACAUUUAUAGUUUGGGGAAGCUAACACAGUUGCUGCAGUUCGCUUUGUUUCAUGUUAACUUCACAUGGUCCUUCUGUGGACAGUGUUUUGUGUAACACGUUUAAAAUUCUGUGAAUGGGACAGAGAUUCUCAAGGAGGUCAGUAAAGUGGAUCUGGCUUUUUUUAAAACCACAUUCUCUGGUUGUUUUAUAGUGGGAAAGAUCUGCUGCUUAGUUUUUGACUCAUCGGUGGACUGAUGAGAUGUACUGACAUGGUAAUGUUCUUUUGGGCUGUGAUCAUGCCUGUCUGUUAGUGAUGAAAGUGUGGUCUUCGUCUGGUACAGUUAAUCUUGUUUUUUGAGGAGAUCAUAAUCAAAAAAGAUGAAAUAUUCUGUGUUUUUAUAUAUAAAGGGAUGAUGACCAUACUACCUUUGCAUAUGGAGAGAUGUCAGACAUUGUCUUUGGAGUAUUAAACAAGUUGUAUAAUUUCCCUUCAGAAUGACUCGGAUAAACAUUAAUAGGUUAGUAACACUGGUAGAACUAAAACAGUGCCUUAAAAUACUCCAGUACCAACCUUUUCAAAGAAAAAUGAAAUAUGCAGUAGCCAGUAGUUUUCAUUAAGAAAGGAAACCUAAGUUUGUAGAAAUUUCUGCAAGUCUGUGCUAUACAACCCUUUACUUUAUCAGUGACUACAAACGACAUGAGUAGUUUGUAUACGCUGUUCAUUGUUAAUGUGCGUGUGUGUGGUCUUGAAAGCUGACCUGUAUAAUGGCUGUACUUGGGAAUAUUCAUUCUGGAGCCCACUUCUUACUACGACUGAUUAUACUAUAUCGAACUAUAUUCAAAGCGGCAUUGUUGUCAUGACUCCGCGGUGUUGUGCACAUCAUUGUUGUCAUGACUCCGCGGUGUUGUGCACAUCAUGUAUGAUCAGAUUUGGUAUUGCAAUUUGUACUUCUACAUGCAAAAUACUGUUACUCUCGGGUCAUGGCUGAAAAGGUUCUGUAGACCAAGCACCCCCCAACCUGGUUAACAAAGUACGAUUUAUCUUUUGUCUGUUCUCGAUGUUUCUGAGGUCGUGUUGAAAAUCAUCAAGCCUAAAGAAUGGGUUCUUCUACAGAAGCUUACGUCCGAGAGUUCACAAGGCACUCCAGAGAUGUCCUGUUGAACCUUAAUGAACUCCGCAAGCGUGGAAUAUUGACAGAUGUUACCCUUUUUGUGGGUGGGAAGCAGUUUAAAGCACACAAAGCCGUGCUGAUCGCAUGCAGCCGCUUUUUCUACUCUGUCUUCUCGGACUGUGAUCAGGGCACUGUAAAUAUUCUCAGGCUGCCUGGUGGGAUCCAGGCAGAUGGAUUCCAGGUAUUGCUGGAAUUCAUAUACACUUCUCGCCUUCUUCUCUGUGCUGACCUGGUUGAUUCUGUCCUGGCAGCAGCCAACUACCUGCAGAUGGAGCAUGUCAUUGAGACUUGCUACAGGUUCAUUCAGACUAGCAAUGAAAACCUUUACUUAAAGCCUGUGGGAGUCAAAUUCCCUGUUGGACUUUUGCCACCACAAUCCUUAUCUAGCUGGAAACCCCUUCCAUGUGAUGUAGACGUUGCACCAGCUUGCCCAAAUGGGUUGGGCCCAGCUGGAAUAUACAUUCAAAGAUCUGUUGUUCAGAUACCACCCCCAGCAGGAGUGCCACCAAAUGGGUACUAUCAUCAGUCCCUGACUCCUUUCCAAGAAAGCACAGCUCUCCCUGUUAAAUCACUAGAAAGUGAAAUGCAAGAGCCAAGUGCUUUAUAUUCCAGCCAGAGUCUGCACACCCUCGAUGAGCACCAGUCCGUUCUUAGGAGUUCACGUUAUGACCCCAAACCUGUUCAUACUACAGCUGUACUGCAUAGCCCAGUGAAGGAACAAUCCGGAAUGACUGGAGGGUCACGUGAAACCAAAACCCCACAAAGUGAUGAGAAGACAGAGGAAGAAAAAGCUUGCAGAAAGGAAAAUUAUGCCCUGGUGAAUCGUGUGUCACCCAUUGCUACACCUGACAGCCCAAUGCGCUCAGAGGGAUUGGCGAAUUCUCCAACAGAGUCCAGCAGCUGCGGAAAUGUGUCUUUAAGCCGUGAUCCUGAUACCAUCCACAAGACACCGACCAGCCCAGACCCUAAAGCCUGCAACUGGAAGAAAUACAAAUUCAUUGUUUUGAACUCUCUAAACCAAAGUUUGAAGGAAGGAAGUGAAUCUGACUCUGGGAGCAGCACCCCUCCAAGACCGUCCCAGGGUAGAGAGAUUACAAGAAGGGAUGAUGAGGAUGACAUGACACAUGAGACAGAAAGUCCUCAAAGCAGCCCUCUUAGUCAUCUGGAUGAAAGCCUUUCUCCACCGCCACCACCCCACUGCGAUGGAAUACUUCAGCCCUCCUGUAAUAUAUGCGGACAGAACUUUGAGCUCACUUCUGAGUUGCAUCAUCACAUGGUGUUGUCUCAUCCAGGGGAGGAUGUGUCCGGGUAUUCCCCCGCGCUUUCUGACAGAUUAGAAAAUGGUGUGUUCCGUUGCACCACUUGUGAGCUUCGAUUCUCCGAAGAGGAGGCCCUGCAACAUCAUUGCCUGCAAGUGCACAGUGAUGACAAGCCAUACAAGUGUGACAUGUGUCAUGCUGCCUUUCGCUACAAGGGCAACCUGGCUAGCCACAAGACUGUCCACACAGGUGAGAAGCCAUACAGAUGCACUGUCUGUGGAGCUCAGUUUAACAGGCCAGCCAACUUGAAAACUCAUGCACGCAUCCACUCUGGUGAGAAGCCCUACAAAUGCGAAACAUGUGGAGCCAGAUUUGUUCAGGUUGCUCAUCUUCGGGCGCAUGUGCUUAUCCACACGGGGGAAAAGCCAUAUCCCUGUGAAACCUGUGGAACAUGCUUUCGUCACCUGCAAACACUCAAAAGUCACAUUCGGAUUCAUACUGGGGAAAAACCUUACCAUUGUGAAAAGUGUGACCUGCAUUUCCGCCACAAAAGCCAGUUGCGACUGCAUUUGCGACAGAAGCAUGGUGCUAUUACAAAUACAAAGAUCCGCUAUAAGGUGUUUGCUGAUCAUUGUAUCCCACCUAUGGGAUCCUGCUGAAAGCUCAAUUGCGUUCCUCUUCACCUGAACUCUGAAACCCUUUUUGUGGCCUCUCUGGAGGUGAAGUGCAAAGUGGCAGAGACAGAUGUGUAAUAUCCCUGUCCAUACAUAGAAACUAAUGGGCUAGCCCUUUGGGGCACUAACCAAAUCAAGACCUAUGGGAUUCCUAAUGUCUUUUUCAGCUACAUUAACAGACUGGUAAAUAUAGGGUCAAGGUGGAAAAAAAAAAGGUUGAUGUGGUUUUGAUAUGGCUAGAUUGGGAUGAGAUUGAGGAUGCAGAAAAGCAUGUGCCCACUGAUGCUGCCAGCACUUUAAUGUAUGAAGUAGUUUGAACAAGUAAAUUGAGCACAAAAUUGUAUUUACUUGUCACAGCAAAGUAAGAGUUUAUAGUGGCUUCUCGGAGAGAUGUAAUGGGGCAAUCGUCUGUGGAAGAGUGACCAAGAAGCAUGCUUCAUCUGAACUUUGUUCUAGAAACCAGUUGCUAAAACUGGUUCGCUGUGGUAGUCACACAUGCUGUUCGCUGUGGUAGUCACACAUGCUGUUAUCAGUAAUAGAAAGGUUGGAUCGUUGCUCUUGAGUAUAACAGGUUAUGUGGAGUUAUUGCUAUAUUGACUUGUACUUUAUUUAGCUGAACACUAAGAGAGAACUGUGUAUAACGCACUAGUUGGUGAUUACUGGUCUUCCUUUGUCCUGGAGUACCAGUAUAUAUGAUGAUGAUUAGAACAGAGCUGUUUAGUUUACUUUUUUCACAUAAAUGACUUUAAUCAACUUUGAGUAUCCCUAGAGUUGUAUUUUUUGCAGAAAAUGCUGUUACUUAAAUCCUAAUAUUGGAGAAGAAAGCUCAAUGCUGUCUCGUAAAUGAACUUUUUUUUUUUUUUUUUCUCCUGGAGAUGAGUACAUAAUUUGUGAGGAGGUAGUUAGGACUGGGGUGCUACAUUACCAGACAUUUGCUUUUCCCAUUUAAUUUUGGUGGCUGUGGUAGUUGUGACCUGGAACAUCUGUCUCCAUCUGUCGGAUAUGUGAAUUGCAUAUUUCAGCAUGCCAGCUCCAUAUUUACCUCGACGGCAUGCCAACCUCCACAUAGGGUGAUAAGGAGUUGGAUCUCCCAUCCACUUCUCUCAAAAAUACUGCCCUUAAGGCCCAGGUCUUCAGUGUUGGAGUUGAUCACUGUACGAUUUUGUGGGUAUUUGCUUGGUCAUGUGAUCUAAAAGUGCUUUGUCAUGUGAUCUAAAAGUGCUGUCUGCUUUUGUCCGUUGUCUGAUAAGGGACCCAUGACUCAUACUUGUCUUUAGGUUGUUCCUAGUGUGUGUGUCUUCGUGUUUCUCAUUGCUUCCCUUUUAGUGGUCACUGCAUCUAUACCUGUCCUACUAACUUGAUGCCAGCUUUGUGGACAAUACAUUAUCUAGUAGUACCAUCUCCAGGUCAUUUGUUUAUUAUGGUCUUUGUAAAACUAUACAGCAUUUGUUGAGUUAAGGAAAGUGAUCAAGGGUACGCAAGGGGUGAGAGCAGAUAUGUUGUUUUUCCAAGGGCAGGAAAUGGGAUUUUUUUUAUAUGAAAACAAAAAAGAGGAAACGGUGUUUGCUGUGUUCCAGAUUAAGAACCUAAAAGAACUCCCAGGGUCAGAUUUAGAGGAGCAGCAUAUAGCGGGUUAAUGUGGAGGAGGUUGGAAGGUAAUACACCUUAUAAACGCCUCUGCAAAAAGUGAGCUCUGGACCAAAGUGGCUGAAGAUGAGAUUUUAGUUGUCAAUCAACAUGUUUGAAACAAAGUAUCAUGGCUUCUCAAAAGCAGUGAGAUAGUGAUUUAAAAUUCUAGUAAACAAUGAUGGAGAACAAGCGGGUUCUUAAUGUUACAUGAGAUUGUUAUUGGCAGCGAUGAGGAUAACGGGAGUAGAAACUUAUAACAGGAAAAGCCAUUUCGGAGAAGGUUUUUUUCUGGGGGGGGUAUCUGUGGAGAUUUAGCAUAAUGCACUUGUAUAUUUUAUUAUGAAAUGCUCUUUCUUUGGACGAUAGCUGAGCUUGCUUUUAAUGCAAACUGAUAAUCAGUUUCAUAAUGUAUUUUAGGUGUUUAUAAUUUUUCACACACUGCAUUGACGGCCCUUUUUUUUUUUUACAUUCUGAACCUUAGAUGUUUGAGUCAGAAACAGACGUACAGUGUAAACAGUAAACACCUGGAAGCCUUUGUGGUUGUUGACGUUUUGUCAGCAGGUCUGUGUUGUAUAGAUGCUUGAUGUGUGUUUUAAUGAGCCAAAGAUGGAGUGCUUUGUUAAGGAGAAAUGCUGUCUGUUUUCACAUGGCUGAUUAGAUUAUUAGUUUCCCCUGUCAUGGCCUUUAUUUCCUACUGCAUUAUUUGGUACAGUUUCAGUAGGAUGCACUUUAUGAGGUGGGGGAAUAUAUGCAUACAACUGAUGCUUGUAAGGGACAUUCUGUUCUCUACUAAUUCAAGAAUUGAGAACAUUUAAGUGCUCUUCAGUUAACUUUUGUUUUCUAAACUGCCAAAGAUGUGCAUUUCAUGAAGUUUUUGCUGGUCGAAGAGCUUCUCAUCUUUUCUGUAAGCUGCAGUUUGGCUAGAAUAUCAGCUAGAGAAGAUGUCUGUAUCUUGGGGUUGGGGGUCUGUUAGUUCAUGUGGCCUAACAGUUUUAUAACACAUUCCAUGCUAUGCUGUAUUAGAGUGAUGUACUUGUAAAAUGUUAGUAACUUACUUCUAAGGCCCACAAGAUGAGGGUUAUUUAUUUGAAAAUUAAACCUAACAAAUUGGUCUGAUGAAUGCUGAUUUUUGGAGCGCACAGUAAGGCCUGUUGGCAGACCCUGCCCUUGAGCAUAACUGUGGUACUUUGGCACAGCAGUGCCCAUUUUGGAAGUUCAUUGCUUGUGAGCUUAAAGCACACUUACAAUGGUAAGCUGAACCAGAAAGGACUGGAGUGUGCACAUAUUUUCUGUUAAUGUGUCGGUUUGAUGGAUAAUUUGCUUUUUUUAUUGUUAGUAUAUGCUUAGAGACUCUAUAGUUGUACUGGCCCUGCGAAAGAAGCAAAACAUUGGUUUAAGUUGUUUGAAACAUAGUAUCUGUAAAGCAAGUAUUUGAGCCACAACCUUUUUAUUUAUUUCAUUUGGUAGGUGAUAAUAAAAAUUAAAAAAAAAAACUCCCCAGCAUUAAUGUCAAAUUAGCUGCACAAAGGAGUGAAGUGCCUUCUCUGUUUUCUGAGGGGUAAUGGCUGGUUCAGACAUGGUGCUGAGUCAGUUUUGUAAAACUAUCCAAAUUCCCCUUUACACGUCUGGAAGUGAUAGGCGGGCUGUUAAACACUAUCUUCUUUAUAGGCAGGGAAAGCUAUUUGUCCUGACACUUGAAAGAUUAAUAGAUAUGUUCUCUGUAAGGAGGAACUGUACAUGAGAAUACAGAACAUUCUUUUUCUGAGGAUGGACCAUCAGGAAAGUUUUAUGCAACUCUGCAGGCAGAGUUUGGUUCCUACAGCACUUGUUCCUUCUUUAUCUGCAUCUUCUCGUGAUUUUCUGUAAAAUAUGUAUUAUGUAUAUGUAUAUGGAAGUGUAAAUAUUAGUAGAUGUUUGCUAUUUGUAUUUUUUGAAAACUAAAUAUAUAUAUAUAAAUAUGCAGAGAGGAUAUUUGCUUUGAAAGCAUUGAAGCUCUAAAAAAUUUUGCUGGCAAAAUGAAGACCUGCUAUAAAUGGGUGAAUUUGUUUGUCUAUGUGUAGUAAUUAAUGUGACAAGCUCUGUUUCAUUGCUUAAAACAGUGUUAUUUAGAGGUAGUGGACAUCCAGCUACUGAGACUAGAAUCUUAAUGUAAUUAUUCCAUAGGAAAUUUAAAUGUAUUCCUUAGUCUUCCCUCCCUAUUAGACUAUGUAUUUUUCUUCAUCCUUUUUUUGGAAAAGCAAAGGCAAAUUCUAAAUACAGUUUACUUGUAGAGUUACUGCAGUUAUGGUUCAUAAGCACUGAGACCCCCUGCUGAAUGGACGGCAGUUGAUAAAGUAGUCGUCUCUUCAUUAAGAUUCUUAAUCUCUAGAUGGAUGUUUACUGCCCUUACAAAGUGAAGGGUAUGUCAGCUAACCAGUUUGUGCUUUUCUUUUUUUCUUAACAUGAAUGUAUUUUUUAAUGCCAAAAAGAUGCUGAAUUCUUAGGGAUAGAAUUCACCCUCAUGGUUCCUUCUUAUAUCUGAUUAUAAUUGCUGUUUGGGUUUGGUAGAAAGCGGGCUUUGUACCUGGGUACCAGUGUGAAUGUCUAUGUAUGUACAGAUAUGUAUGUGCAAUAUUUUUGAAAUCUUCUUAAGACAAACUGUGGUGGCACUUGUCAACAAUAAAGCUAGACUGGUUUCAAAUC
This is a messenger RNA of Protopterus annectens (West African lungfish), 8566 nucleotides long. It is a transcript of the gene BCL6B, whose product is annotated as BCL6B transcription repressor. The transcript is spliced from 10 exons. Gene Ontology annotation, biological process: regulation of transcription by RNA polymerase II. Gene Ontology annotation, cellular component: nucleus. Bases 2249 to 4240 code for a protein of 663 amino acids. Gene Ontology annotation, molecular function: RNA polymerase II cis-regulatory region sequence-specific DNA binding; DNA-binding transcription factor activity, RNA polymerase II-specific; protein binding. NCBI's taxonomy places the organism in Eukaryota, Metazoa, Chordata, Ceratodontiformes, Protopteridae. The record is from RefSeq and is a predicted model, not a curated record.